AUGACUCCCAGCAACCAGCCAUCGCCAGCCAUCGCCAGCCUCGCAACUCGCUCGACCAGGUCACGAGCAACAGGGCACAAUAAUGCCAAUGCUCAUGCUGCCAUGGCAGUAGAUUAUCUCCUCUCACCGACCGUUGGCAUUGUCAGUGCAAUCCAAGUUGAGGUGGCGACGAGGGAUUUCGACAGGACGACGAUCAGCUGGUACCACCGCCUCGGCACAUACGAUAAUGACAACGAGCAACUGUCAACUAUCAUGUGA
This is a messenger RNA of Anthostomella pinea, 258 nucleotides long. The record is from the annotation of a GenBank genome assembly. Lineage: Eukaryota; Fungi; Ascomycota; Sordariomycetes; Xylariales; Xylariaceae.